AUGAGCCUCACAAAAUCCACUAACAAUGGUGGCUCAAGGACAAAGGAUGAUGAUACAUCAGAAGUAGGGUCAGAAUUUCUCUUGGCUAUGAGGGCUACAACAAAUCCAGAUGAUUAUACCGCUCUACAGUCUAUUCAAAACCUAUGGGAAAAUGUACCACCAAAUUGGUCUGGCUCAGAUCCGUGUGGAGCCAAUUGGGAUGGAAUUGGAUGCAUCAAUUCACGCAUUGUCUCCAUAACAUUAGCAAGCAUGGGUUUGAGAGGCCAACUCUCAGGAGACAUUGCUGGCUUAACUAAAUUGCAAACUCUAUCCCUCAAUUCUAACAAAUUUAUUGGACCUAUACCACCUUCUAUUGGUGCAUUGUCAAGUCUUUAUUGGCUGGAUCUUGCUGACAACAAACUAAGUGGGAGGAUACCUGUCUCAAGUGCAACUGAACCUGGUCUUGAUCUGCUUGUCAACACAAAACACUUUCAUUUUGGGAAGAAUCAGCUGUCUGGGGAGAUACCACCGCAACUUUUGAGUGCUAAUAUGACGCUGAUUCAUUUGCUGCUAGACAGCAAUGAACUGACCGGAAAUAUCCCUGCCACCCUUGCAGACGUGCAGUCCCUCGAAGUGGUACGCCUAGACAGAAAUUCAUUAAGUGGACAAGUUCCCCCAAACCUCAACAAGCUCGUGAACAUUCAUGAACUGUUUUUAUCAAAUAAUGAUUUAACCGGACCCCUGCCUGAUCUCACUGGCUUGGAUUCACUUCAUUAUCUGGACAUGAGCAAUAAUACGUUUAAUGCCUCAAAUCUUACUUGGUUUUCAACACUACCGUCUUUGACAACUCUAGUAAUGGAGAACACGAAUCUUCAGGGAGAGAUUCCUCAUGCAAUUUUCGGUCUUCGUCAGCUGCAAUCUGUAAUAUUGAGAAACAAUCGGCUCAAUGGGACCUUGAGCAUUGGCCCGAACAAUAGCAAUGACCUCCAACUCAUUGAUUUGCAGAAUAAUUCCAUUGAGUACUUCACAGAAAAAGCUGGAGGCUAUGGUAUUGAAAUCGUACUUCUUGGUAACCCAUAUUGUCAAGAGGGAGCAACAAAAAGCUACUGCAUCCUUCCUCAAAAGGCAAAUUCCUCGUACUCAACUCCAAUUAAUUGCUCAACACCUGAGUGCAGGCCUGAUCAAAUAGCUAGCCCCAAAUGUAUAUGUGCCAAUCCAUAUACAGGCAUCCUAUUUUUCCGAGCCCCUUCUUUCUCUGACUUGGGGAAUUCAAGCAUAUAUGCCUCUCUGGAACAGAAUUUGAUGUUCUCAUUUCACUCUCAACACCUACCAGUGGAUUCAGUUUCUCUAAGCUAUCCAUCUAAGAAUUUAGACCAUUAUCUCACAUUAAAUCUUCAAGUGUUUCCAUCAGGCCAAGAACAUUUCAAUCGGUCAGCAAUUGCUGGGAUUGGUUUUGUACUUAGCAAUCAAACCUUCAAACCACCAAACUCAUUCGGGCCCUUUUUCUUCAUUGCCAACGUCUAUGAGUUCUUCUGCGGAAUUCCUUCAGGGUCACACAAGUCCAGCAUCAGUCUCAUUAUUGGAGCUGCAGCUGGUAGUGUUGUCCUCAUAACAUUGUUACUUCUUGCUGGAGUUUAUGCUCUCCGCCAGAAAAGAAGAGCAGAAGUAGCUGCUAAACACAUUGAUCCUUUUGCAUCAUGGAACUCGACUAAAACUAGUGCCGGAGUUCCUGAGCUAAAAAGUGCCCGGAGUUUCACAUUUGAAGAGGUUAAGAAGUACACAGAUGAUUUCUCUGAAAAUAAUGACUUGGGAUCUGGUGGUUAUGGCAAGGUAUAUAAAGGAACUCUUCCUGGUGGACUUAUGGUUGCAAUUAAAAGGGCUAAGCAUGGAUCUAUGCAGGGGCAUCUUGAGUUCAAAACAGAAAUUGAGUUACUCUCCAGGGUUCAUCACAAGAAUCUUGUCAGCCUGGUGGGCUUUUGCUUUGAUAAAGCUGAAGAAAUGCUAGUAUAUGAAUUUAUUCCAAAUGGCACAUUGAAAGAUAGCCUUUCAGGGAUUUCGAGCAUCAGAUCACUGGACUCAUUUCAAUUUUUGCAUCUGCCAGCAUCUAAACUUGGCUUGUGUACCUGUUCGGUUGUAGGGGAAGUGAGGCAAGCAGUGAACAAAACCAAAGACCUUUGUAACCUUUAUGAAAUGAUUGACCCUCUCAUUGUCUCGGAUGUAACACCAAAAAGUUUGGAGAAAUUUGUGGACCUGGCAUUGAGAUGUAUCCAAGAAGAAGGGGUACAUCGGCCUACAAUGAGCGAGGCGGUGAAAGAGCUCGAGAACAUCAUGGAACUUGCUGGGGUGAACCCGAAUUCUGAAUCAGCAUCAACUUCAGGAAGCUAUCAAGAAGCAAGCAAGGGAUAUGAACAUCCUUACUAUGGUGAAAGUUUGUUUGUCUACAGUGGAGGGUAUUCACCCAUGAAGGUGGAACCAAAGUGA
Oldenlandia corymbosa var. corymbosa is the source of this 2460-nucleotide messenger RNA. NCBI's taxonomy places the organism in Eukaryota, Viridiplantae, Streptophyta, Magnoliopsida, Gentianales, Rubiaceae. The record is from the annotation of a GenBank genome assembly.